UGAGGCUGGAGCAGGGGGAGUACUCUCCGCGAAAACUUAUCUGUGAUGUGACCGAUGCGUGUUACUUUCGGCAGAUCUCAAACGGGUUCUGUAAAGUUAUUUUCGUUAUUUCCGCUGCCCGAUUUGUUUUUGUUAUUUUAAACGAAUUUUACCAACAAUCAGCUGUGACAGAGAGGGCUUCUUGCGGCAAGAGAAACACAACAGAAACUAACUUGGCAUUCAGCCGUCCAGAUGAAACCCCCGUUGAUGUCAGAGCGCUGGAACCGAAUGAGUUUAGGGAACUUGGAUUAACUUGGCCAGUUACUCCCUCAGUUCCAUACUGUGAUGCCUCCGCAGGGUGUGGGAGAAUAUAAACCAGUUUCUGAUUCGGAUGCGCCUCCGGUUCCACCACGGAGGGUUCGGAACAGAAAUUUAUCAAUCGGUGCGCCGUGUCGGCCUGGUUCUUCUCCUGAGCGUAAGGUUAAGUGCGUCCUUGUUGGCGACGGAGCUGUUGGCAAGACAAGUCUGAUUGUCAGCUAUACCACAAAUGGAUACCCCACGGAGUAUGUCCCCACCGCUUUUGAUAACUUCGCAGCGGUUGUGGCAGUUGACGGAAAGCCAGUGCGACUUCAGCUGUGUGACACAGCUGGCCAGGAUGAGUUUGACAAACUCCGCCCUCUCUGCUACACCAAUGCCGACAUUUUCCUGCUAUGCUUCAGCGUGGUCAGCCCCUCCUCCUUCCAGAACGUCGGUGAGAAAUGGGUGCCGGAGAUCCGCUACCACUGCCCAUGGGCCCCCGUGGUUCUGGUCGGCACCCAGUCGGACCUGCGCGAGGACGUCAAGGUGCUGAUUGAGCUGGCCAAGUACAGAGAGCGGCCCGUGGACCCGCAGGAGGCCUGGCUGUGUGCCCAGGACAUCCAGGCCGUCUCCUACAUGGAGUGCUCGGCGCUGACCCAAAAGAAUCUGAAGGAGGUGUUUGACGCAGCCAUCGUGGCCAGCAUCCAGCACGCAGACAGCCAGCAGAGCCAGCGCCAGAGGAAACGGACUCCCAGCAGGAUGAGGAAACUCUCCAAGUCCUGGUGGAAAAAGUACUGCUGCCUCAUGUAGACCCCAGGUACGGGGGUAAUGGGGCAGUGUCGAGGCUCACCUGUACUGUCGACUCA
Molecule: messenger RNA, 1142 nt
Organism: Megalops cyprinoides (Indo-Pacific tarpon)
Lineage: Eukaryota; Metazoa; Chordata; Actinopteri; Elopiformes; Megalopidae
Gene: rhoua
Product: ras homolog family member Ua
Exons: 3
Coding region: 325-1086 (253 amino acids)
Biological process (GO): small GTPase-mediated signal transduction
Molecular function (GO): GTP binding; GTPase activity
Source: RefSeq, a predicted model, not a curated record